This is a messenger RNA of Symbiodinium sp. CCMP2592, 3714 nucleotides long. Lineage: Eukaryota; Dinophyceae; Suessiales; Symbiodiniaceae. The record is from the annotation of a GenBank genome assembly.
AUGCUGUGUUUUUUGUAUCGUCGAUGGAUCUGGAGCACUCAAUGGAUCCGUCCGAGCCGGAGUGAUCUGGCGCUGAAUCUUCCAACUCCAGCGACCAGACUCGCGGCGGUGGUUGAUCUGCGUCCAGAUGAUGAGAACGACGAGAUCAGUGUGGCGCUGCAUGAAGCCGUUGCUCGACGAUCGAGCACUCGGAUCGAACUCGAUGAAUCCAACACCCCGAUGCGAGCGGCUCCGAUGUACGAGAUGCUUGCGAUCGGAGUGGGUGUGAUCCUGAUGGUGUUGGUGUCGAUCAAUCAACACCAGUUCACUGGAGUUGGUCUGCGUCGGGCGCUGACGCCUUGGACGAACACGGCUUGGCCCAAGCGGUUCGAGAUCGAUCUUCCCGAGAUCGCGAAGCAUCACCCCUCGGAUCGCGCCUUUAUUGCUAAAGCACGGAUCGGUCCUUCCAAAGAUGAUCCAAACGCGACGCUUCGCUGGAGACUUACUGGUCCAGACGGAGAAUCGCUGGUCCGCUGGACAACGCUCGGACUCAACAAGCAAGGCAAAGGGGAUCAAGAAUCCACGCCGUAUGAACAACUGAUCCCGAUCCAUACGCUGACAGCAACGACGAUCCCUGAAGGAUCCACGCUCGAAUUUCAGAUCCAAUCAAAUGAUGACCAGAGCGAUACUCAGCGAGUCAGCAUUGUCCACCCGCCUAAGUUGAUUGGUCUACAGGCUUCGAUCUCGCUUCCUCAGUAUGCACAACAGAUGGGUUCAGAAACGAUCCGAUUCUUGCAAGGCGAGCACGAGACGCUUCCCAACGAACCCUCCUUCGGACCGAUCCUCGCAGGCUCAGAAGUCCAGUUGACCUGGACAUUCUCAACAGCGGUUCAUGAACAAGGCAAGGACUAUGCUCUAUCCAAAUCACUGAUCAAGAUCUUGACCCCUGUAUCCAACACCACCUCGACUGUACAACCGAUCGACCAAUACGGCUUGACCACGCGUGAACCGGUCGGUGUGUUCAUGCGUGUUGUUGAGGAUGCGCCUCCUGAAGUGUUGCUGAGUCAACCGAGCACUGAUCGUGUGGUUGGACGCCGAGCCGUGGUUGAGCUCGAAGCGAUGCUCUCGGAUGAUCUAGGAUUGCGUGAAGCAUUCAUUGAGAUGGAACUGAUCGAUUCGGGACAGCAAUCAACGCUGAUUGAAUCGAUGGACUCCAUGAACACGCGUGCUCAGGUCAUUGAUUCUGAGAUCGAUCUGCAAUCACUCGAUCUGGUGCAGGGACAACGGAUCGGCAUUGUUGCUGGUGCCGUGGAUAUUCAAGGCGCAGAAACGAAGUCCUCGACACGCGUGCUGCGGAUCGUGGACGAUCAGGAGAUCGUAGAUCUCGUGGAAUCUCAGCUUGGUUCGAUGAGCGAUGUCCUCAAAAGGCUCGAUGAUCGUCAACGCUCUCUCAUCGAUGCAAUCAACCAAGAACCGAGACCUCAGCUCGGUGAUCAAGCGAAGAACCAGAACUCGAUCAGUGAUCAGAUUCGUUCGCGUGCAGAAUCGGCGCGUUCUUUGCUUGUGCGUCUGCAGGAGAGCCGGAUCGCGGAUCCGCAGAUUUCUCCGAUGCUCGAAGCGAUCGAGGAAUCGCUCGAUCGAGCAAGCGAUUCUUCGGACGAAGCGAGCGAAGCGCUCCAGCAGGAGCAGCUUGAGGAAUCGACGGAACAGAUGGAACGCGUGCGCGAGCAGAUCGAACGCUCCAUCGCGAUGCUCGAUCGCGGGAAAGAUACCUGGAUCGCUCGCCGUUCGAUCGAAGAUCUGCGAACACAGGUUGAGGAUCUGCUGUCAGACACACAGCAACUCGAUACACAAACAGGAGGACGCUCGCUUGAUCAGCUCAGCGAGGAUCAGCGUUCGAUGCUUCAGAAGAUUCUGGAUCGUCAGAAGCGAGCCGCGGAAGAGGCUCGGGAGAUGAUCGAUUCGCUUGAUGAACAAGCGGACGCGCUGGACAAGCAGAAUCCCACAGGUGCUCAGGGGAUCCGGGACGCGGCGACGCAAGGCCGGAAUGCUGGCAUUGAAGAACAACUCGAGCAAGCCGCGGAAGAACUGGAGCAAAACCAGACCGCGUCCGCCGCUGGGACACAGCAGCAGGUCCUCGAAGAGCUCGACAACAUGCUCGAGCAGAUCGAGCAAGCACAGAAGAAUCGAGACUCGGCGCUGCGCCGCAAGCUCGCGACGCUCAUCGAGUCCAUCCAAGGGAUCCUCCAAGAUCAGCAACAAGAACUCGCGCGACUCGAUAACGGCGCCGAAAAUCUCGAUCAACCACUGAUCUCACUGCGGAGCAAUACGCUCGCGGUCCGGGAUGAAGCCGCGGCGGCGUUCCCAGAAACACAGACCAUCGCGGAGUCGAUGUCACGGGCAGCGGAUGCACAGGCGGACGCGAUCACCUCGAUGCGAGCGAACCCUGUGGAUCUGGUACCCGCUCGACAGUCGGAACUCUCCGCGAUCACGCAUCUGCAAGCGGCACUGGAUGAAGCGCAGCGUCAGGAUCAGAUGGCUGCGGAUCGACAGACGGCUCAACUCCGCAAUGAACUCAGAGCAAAGUACCAAGACUCACUCAAAGAACAAGCACGGAUCACCACGGAGACUCGACCAUUGGUUGGAGAUCCACUCGAUCGUCGUCAACGAGCGACGGCACGACAACUGGCGCGUGAUGAAUCGCAGCUGAGCGAGUCACUACGCACGAUGCUCGAUGAGACCAAAGAACUCAGUGAAGCUCCCAUCUUCUCACUCGCGCACGAUCAGUUGGAUCACUUGCUCGAAUCCGUCUCGCAGUCACUCAACGAGCGCACAAUCGAUCCGAUGAUUGUAUCUGAUCAACAAGCAAUCGCGAGCAUCCUGCAAUCGCUCAUUGAUGUGCUCUCGGAUCAGCAACAAAACCAAUCCGAGGACUUCGAAGACGGGCAAGGCGGUGGCGGCGGAGGCCAAGGCGGAGGCGGUGAGCAGCCGGUCAUUCCUCCCGUCGCGCAGUUGCAGCUGCUCAAAGCACUCCAAGAACUCACGGCGAUGCAGACCCGCUCACUCAACGAGCAGAGCACACAAGACCCGGAUCGAGUCCGAGAGAUCGGUCGAAUGCAGCGUGAUCUCGCGGAGAAGGGGCAAGAACUCAUUCAAAGCAUGAACCCAGAGCCCGACGAACCCAAGCGCGUUCCAUCACUCGAUGAGUUGCUCGGACUGGAAGAAGCUCCGGAUGCUCCGGAUGAAAGCAAACUCGACGAAGCGCUCUCUCCUCAGCAAGCCGGGGAAGCGUUCACGCAAGCCGUCGGGAUGAUGGGUCAGGUUGCUGAUCGCAUCGAUGGAUCCCAAGACGCCGGACUCACGACGCAGCGGAUGCAAGAAGAGAUCAUCCGCAAGCUUGAGCAGAUCAUCGAGUCGGCGCAGCAGAAUCAAAACUCCAGCAAUAGCAGCAGCUCGUCGUCCUCAUCGUCCUCUGGACAACAGCAGCAACCCAACCAGAGCACGCAGCAACAGCAGUCCCCCACCAAUCCCGGUGGAGAUCCCAACGACUCCUCGAUGCCCGGCGGAUCGACUGAAGUCGGAUCGAAUGAUCUGAGCAGCGGCGUGGCGCGUUGGGGGAACCUCCCUGAGCGACUUCGAGAGGCGCUGAGUCAGGGAUUGGAUGAGCCGUAUUCCGAUCUGUAUCGCACGCUCACGGAACGCUACUACAAAGCACUUGCGGAGGAUGAAGAAUGA